Molecule: messenger RNA, 3527 nt
Organism: Daldinia loculata
Lineage: Eukaryota; Fungi; Ascomycota; Sordariomycetes; Xylariales; Hypoxylaceae
Exons: 8
Coding region: 1-3066 (1021 amino acids)
Molecular function (GO): ATP hydrolysis activity; ATP binding
Source: RefSeq, a predicted model, not a curated record
AUGGCAGACAUAAAACGAGUAGCCACAAAUGGCAUAUCUUCCGAGCCCUCGAAUUUGGACGUCACAGUCGCCAAUGACGAGUUUCGGACGCCCACCGGCAGUAACGAUAAUUCCAAAGGUCAUCACGGAGAUUCCAUAGUCAUGAAUAUGGGACUCUUAAAAGAGAUCAAUAUUCUUCAACAGCGGCUUUUGGAGUUGGAAAAAGAAGCUCGACCAACAUUGGUUAAGAAUACUCUCGAGGCGGAAUGGGAACGCCGACGGAAAGCAGCGCUUAUGGCAGCAAACUCUUUACAAACAGAGAGUAUUUGGAGUCGAGAACGUGACGAGGAUUUCGCGUACAACGUUAAGCUUUUCAAAACGCGAAAGAGGUGGGAGAAGAAAUUCACACCAGGUGUCGAUUCAGACCAUGACAGUGACGAAUCUGACGCGGAUUCUGUAUCUGGAUCGAAGGCAGUCGAUAAAACUGUCGCUCAACGAGAUCUUCGGUAUCGCGCUUACCAGGCUGAACUAAAUCAAAUUACGUAUGAAUACGAGAGAAAACGUGAUCAAAGGGAGUUAAAAGCAGCAAGAAAGGGGGUCAGUCAAGGUCACAAAGAAAAUGAACAACAAGAUGAGGCAAAAGAACCGACGGAUAACGUAUCCCCGGAAACAAUGGCGAGGAUGGAGGAGGGGCUCGAACGGGAUGUACGAUCGGAGUUAAUCCGUGUUCCCUGGAAUCAGUUCAAGACUCCCCUGGGCGCAAGAGAGGAUCUUCUUGCUGUAAUAGAAGUUCUAAUCGGAGAACCAGUUAUCGAAUUUAACUUUAGCCAUUACCGCCGCUUCAAAGAGGACGAGGAAGAAGAAACAUUGAUCACUAUCAAAUGUGUCUAUAUUGAUUUCGAUGGCAAGCAGCUAGGUCCCGUCUCCAAGGUUUUCCGAAUCCCGCGGUUUGAGCGUGAAAAGACUGUCACAUCCCUUGAGGUUUACCCUCUCCAAUUUCACCCAUUCCGGAAAGAAAACACCGACGACGCUACAUCUGAACCUGGCAACGCGUUGAAAAAAUAUCUUGUUAACCGAGGAAGAACAUUCCUCAAGGUGGCUGCUGUACGCCUGGCGACUAUCCAGCCCAUGUACUAUGCUGGGCCCGCCCUGCAAACCCGGGACGAGAUCGAGAGCCAGGUCGUGGUGGACUUUGAAGCUGCUUUUGGGAUAGAGCCUUGGAGGCCUGAGCUUGAGACGUUAAUUGGAUCAGAGAUCAGUGACGAUCCAAAAAUUAAGAGUAGUAAAUGCGACGCGGAUUGCUGCACCCACCAGUUCGUACACGAUGAUUCGUAUGUUGAGACAAAAAGGAACGAAGAGUUUAUGGGUCAUCUACUCCCUGAAACUCGCGAGGACAUGCCCUCGGUGGCCAUCAUCCCUCGACCGCUCGACGCAAAGAUGCCGGAAGCUAGGCUUACCGAAGAUGACCUGGCAAUCAUGUCUUACCGUGUAUUUGGUUUUGUGUUGAGGAAUCGAAAGUGGGCCCAGCUAGAUCUCACUUAUCUUAGUGGGGUUCAACCGUCUAGAGCGAAAGACGAGGGCGAUGGGCAGCCAAGAGAUGGCCCCAAAGAGCCUAAAACAGUGUUUGACCAACUUGUCUUGCCAGGCGGACACAAGGAUAUGAUAUUAUCACUGGUCACACAGCAUUUUCGUGACAAGGAAUCGAGUCGUAACGAUCAAGUAGAUAUAGUUCGUGGUAAAGGAAAGGGACUGAUCCUGUUACUCCAUGGAGCACCUGGUGUCGGGAAAACGACGACAGCUGAGGGAGUGGCGGAAAAUUUCAAAAAGCCCCUAUUCCAGCUCACCUGUGGGGAUCUUGGAACUACAGCAAAGGACGUCGAAUCCGCGUUAGAACAAAACUUCGCACUUGCUAGCCGUUGGGGCUGUAUCCUGCUCCUCGAUGAAGCAGAUGUUUUCCUUGCACAGAGGACAAAAGAGGAUUUCCAGAGAAAUGGACUUGUAGCUGUAUUCCUGAGGGUUCUUGAAUAUUACGCUGGCAUCCUAUUUCUUACUACUAACCGAGUCGGUGAUUUUGACGAAGCAUUUGCGUCCCGCAUCCAUAUUAGCCUAUACUAUCCCGAAUUAGGCCGGAAAGAAACUUUAGAAGUCUUUAAACUUAACUUACAACUCAUCCGAGACCGCUUCAAAGGCAAACCCCGCAAGUUUAUCCCUGAUGAGAUGGAAAUCGGAGCGUUUGCCCAAGAGUACUGGGAUCAGAACCCCUUAGACCACUGGAAUGGGCGACAAAUCCGUAACGCAUGCCAGACGGCUUUGGCUUUGGCAGAAUACGAGGCCCAAGGCAAAAACCACAUGGUUGUCCUAAACCCGCAUGCAGAGGUCCGCCUUAACGUAUCGCAUUUCAAAACGGUUUCCGACGCUUACCUGGCAUUUUCAAAGCAUCUCAAGGAUAUUUAUGGGACUCACGCCGCGCGACGGGCAAAGGAGGCAGGCCUCCGAGCCAUGUGGGUUAAUGAGAAGGGAGAGCUCAUGGGUAACGUUGGGCCGAGGGAGGCAGGCAUCCUUAAAUCGGACAGAAAAUCGCGGUUCAAGUACAAGUCACACGGUAGACACGGUGCCAGCAGUUAUGAGCAGCAACAGGUGGCUUUUCCCAGUGGUCACACUCCGCCAUAUCAAGGUGGACAAGGAAGUAUGCAGAGCGGCGAGCAGGGGUACAGGAGUUCUCCUCUACCCGCACAACCCCGCCCAAUGAGGCCAACUGAGUAUUACGAUGAUGUUUCCAUAUCUCAGCAAUAUAACAACCUGGAUCUGCAACAGCAGCGGCGAAUGGUGGCACCACGACCUCCUCAGGGACAGAAUUGGGACGAUUAUGGCCCCGGGUAUGAUUAUGAGCAACAGCAACUCCAGGCAAGAGGACGUGGAACUUAUACACAGCAGCGCACUCACUACGAUGCCCACAAUCCAAGACUAUCAAGGGGGGACUUUUCGCAGCCCUCGCAAACUAGCCGACUACCUCCGGGUGAUCGCACACCCGACUACGACGAGCCCAGACAUGAAGAGGACGUGAAUAGGGCUCAAUACUCAAGUUAGGCAAACGAGUUUAACGAGUGAUAUAAACCGCGCCCUUCGUUGACAGCCUGACAUAGUGUUAGGAUGCUGGAUUAGGCAUGUAAAAUAAAGGAUACCUCCAGCACGUAUAGCCAUAGGCUCCCAUGGUUAGCUUAGAGUCAUUAUAAGAAAGUAAUCAUUCUCCGGUAUGCAUUCGGCGAUUACUCUCCAAAUAUAAACCUUUAGGAACAACAACACUGAGGCAGGAGUCUUCAAGGAUUAUUAGGAAAGCAAAAUCGUGUAUUUGCCAACCCCUAUUAAAAAUUAACGUCACCAUAUGGCAUGAAGUAAGUGGGCUACACCAUAUCGAUGAUUAUACGACUCACCGAUCAACAUAUGACAGUAUUGAUAUCAGCUUCAGCGAGAUAUACCAUGUAGUAAUAGCGCCAAGCCUAACAAUAAACGAACUUAAGGCAUCCGUCCGCCUAGCUCGGAACCUUUAU